This is a messenger RNA of Colletotrichum lupini, 1221 nucleotides long. RefSeq lists its product as uncharacterized. NCBI's taxonomy places the organism in Eukaryota, Fungi, Ascomycota, Sordariomycetes, Glomerellales, Glomerellaceae. The transcript has a single exon. The coding region runs from base 1 to 1221 and encodes 406 amino acids. The record is from RefSeq and is a predicted model, not a curated record. Gene Ontology annotation, biological process: carbohydrate metabolic process.
AUGGCAGCGUGGGUCGACUCUCGUACGGGAAAGCUCACGUACGCCCAGAUGCAAGCCAUGAUGGCCACAGAAUUUGGAGGAAUGAAUGAAGUCUUGGCCGACAUCUUCCACCAAACCGGGGAUCAACGUUGGCUCACUGUUGCACAGCGAUUUGACCAUGCCGCCAUAUUUGAUCCUCUUGCUUCAAACCAGGAUAGCCUCAAUGGCUUGCACGCGAACACUCAAGUUCCAAAAUGGAUCGGUGCCUCACGCGAGUACAAAGCCACGGGAACUAGUCGAUACCAGGACAUCGCCCGUAACGCAUGGAACAUCACCGUCAGCGCGCAUUCGUACGCAAUUGGAGGGAACAGCCAGGCAGAGCACUUUAGGCUCCCCAAUGCCAUCGCUACAUUCUUGAAUCAAGACACUUGCGAGGCUUGCAACACGUACAACAUGCUCAAGCUCACACGAGAGCUUUGGUUGACAAACCCGAGCGCCACAACUUACUUUGAUUUUUAUGAGCGUGCUUUGCUCAACCAUUUGCUGGGCCAGCAGAACCCAUCUGAUGGUCAUGGUCAUGUCACAUACUUCACUCCCUUGAACCCGGGUGGACGUCGUGGCGUCGGUCCGGCCUGGGGCGGUGGAACCUGGAGUACAGACUAUGACUCCUUCUGGUGCUGCCAAGGAACUGGGUUGGAAACAAACACAAAACUCAUGGACUCCAUCUACUUUUACGACAACUCUGCGCUCUACGUCAACCUGUUCAUACCCUCUGUUCUGACAUGGACUCAGCGCAGCGUCACUGUUGCCCAGACCACCGAUUUCCCCCGCGGUGAUACAACGACCCUGAAGGUCACUGGUGCUGGCAAAUGGGUUAUGCGUGUCCGUAUCCCAGCAUGGGCUUCUGGAGCUCAAGUUACUGUGAAUGGCCAAGCCAUAAGCAGUGCCGCUGGAACAUAUGCGUCAAUCGACCGCACCUGGGCCUCGGGCGAUACGGUGGUUGUGAAGCUACCUAUGAAGCUACAAGUCAUUCCUGCGAACGACAACCCCAGCAUUGCCGCAAUCGCCUACGGUCCUGUCAUUUUGAGUGGAAAUUAUGGAAGCGAAACACUUUCUACUACCCCAGCGUUGAACUUGGCCACCGUGAAGAGAACUGGAACUACUGGAUUGGCUUUUACGGCGACGGCGGGUGGCAAGACUGUGAACCUUGGACCCUUCUAUGAUGCCCAAGGUUUCAAUUAA